Molecule: messenger RNA, 2252 nt
Organism: Vespula pensylvanica (western yellowjacket)
Lineage: Eukaryota; Metazoa; Arthropoda; Insecta; Hymenoptera; Vespidae
Gene: Jupiter
Product: microtubule-associated protein Jupiter
Exons: 5
Coding region: 458-1228 (256 amino acids)
Cellular component (GO): nucleus
Source: RefSeq, a predicted model, not a curated record
GAGAUCCUUAUUCGCCUGUCAGUCUCCCGUCGGCAUCGCGACGAUAACAGUGUUUCGAGUUUUGCGUAUGAAUUAGUGACCCGUACAUUUUUUUCUCUCAUUUUUUGUCCCUUUCGCGUACGUUAUAUCAAACGCGAGAUUGUUUCUUUCUCCUCUCGAGAGUGAGAGAAAGAGAGAGAGAGAGAGAAAGCAGUCAAGGACUUUCUGACUCACUGGUGUCAGCGAUAUCGGGUUGUUGGUUGGUUGGGCGAAUACGAACCCUCCCCUUCUCUCUCUCUUCUCUGCUUCUUCUCUCUCUCGAGCUCUCCUCUUCAUCGUCGUUAAGGGAGCGGCUGCUCGUCGUCGUCGUCGUCAUCGUCGUCGUCGUCGUCGUCGUCGUCGUCGUCGUCGUCGUCGUCGGUUAGGAAGUGGUGGGCGUCUUCUUCCUCUUCUUCUUCGUCUUCGAGGAUUAUACGUUAUGGCAACUUACGCGGCUUACAGACACGUCGAACUCGACAACGUCGGUUACGGAAAGAAGAGAGUUUUGAAGCCACCAGGCGGUGGGAGCAGCGACAUCUUCGGCUCGACUCAAGACGAGACCAGUCCACGCCGCGUGAAGAAUCACAAUCAGUCUCAGCUUGGUAGCGCGUUAUUCGGUGACGCACCCGAUUCCAGCAACAACAGCAACAACGCGACCGGCAAUAUGGAUAACAACGGCGGCGAGAUUACACCACGUUCCGGCAAGCCCGGUAAUGAUUCAUACAAUCGCCUGUUUGGCCCUCCCGAUGCCCCACCCACAACCCCAAACGCGAAAAAUUACAUGCGCAGCAAUAUACCCCUCAACGGGGAUGAUACAACGUCGCCCGCGAAAAGUACAUCAAGCAGCAACUCGAGCUCGAGUAUCGUCAACGGCUUUACCAAUAGCAACAACUCUAACGUCAACGAUAUCACAGCUUUUAGGAGAAUCAAACGAUUUCGAGGAGCGUCCUGCAUGCCGCGCAAUCCAGUCACCGGAGACGGAGUCGACGUGACGCCAUUGAGGCGCACACGAAGGUGUAGAGAUGGUAAUCCAGUAACCGGAACUGGCUAUACGUCUGAGACACAGAAUGGAGGUUCAGCGAUGCAGAAUGGAACAGGCAGCUCAAGUUCCAGCAUAGGUGAGAAAUCGAAUGGCUCGUCGCCAACAGGAAAGCCAGCAGGAACUCGUACUCGCGUCCCACCGGGUGGAUACUCAUCUGGUCUUUGGUAAAAAGGGUUGGUCCAUCUUUCUCAGCAGCAACAACAUCAAUAUCAGGAUCCCGUUUCCAUCUUAGAAUGUGGACUCAAAGAUAAAAUUUGGCGUGUCAACGGUUGAAGAAAGGACAAAAGAGAGGAAAAAAAUAAUGAUAAUAAUAAAAAGAAACACACACACAGGCUCUAUCAUCUUAUUCCGACUCUUGUCGUACGUUUUCUGUAGCGGGAAAAAAUGAAUGCAACAUGCAAUAACAACAAAAUUACAUACCAACAAAUGAGAAACAAAAGAAAAUACUAGCCAUCCAUCCAUAAUUAAUUAUUCGAUUUUGAGAACUUGCAUAACUUAGCUGAACGAGUCAAAGAAAAGAAAAAGAAAAAAGGAAAGAAAAAAAUUAAUAAUAAUAAUAAUAAUAAUAAUAAUAAUAAUAAUAAUAAUAAUAAACCGUUCAUCGAUCGUUGAUUUGGUACUCUCGGCUUAUAGUUUCGUACGUGGAGAUAAACUUAAUCGUAAAUUACUACUAUACAUAUAUACAUAUAUAGUACUUUGAUAAAUUCAUCGAACGAGAAAAAAAUCUUUUUGAUUGUGUUAUGACACGUACACUUACACAUAUACAAAUAUGCGCGCGCGCGCGCACACACACACACACAACUAUCUCUCAUUUUCUCUUUGUCUCUUUCUCUCUCUCUCUCUUUCUCUUCUGUUACUUUCUCUCGUUUUCCCAAUUCCGAUUUUCCAAACGAUGCAACCCCAAAUUGUCUACGUUAUCAUCUUCUUUAUUCUCGUCUAAUAAAUAUAUUUUGGCCGAAAAUUAAAACAGAUAAACGAAGAAACGAAAGGCCUGCCUAUCCUUCUCGUCGCGAUCAUUGCUUAGAAUUAAUACCGACUUAGUCGAGAACGCCAAGAAAAUAAUUUCUAGAUAGUGGAUUGAUCUUCUCGAUUGUAAUGAUCAAAAGUAAUAAUAAUUAAUUAGAUCGCAAUGAACGAGAAGGAGGCAUAAGAAUUAAACAACAACAACAAAAAUAUAUAAAAAUACACCAAA